AUGUCUGCUGCUGCCCGUCGGGCCAAGCUCGAACAGCUUGUCGCUCUCCGCAAGUCCGGAAAGAAGAGCGGUUCGACCUGGCAGCCCGAGGAACAGGACGACAUCUACGAAGAAGUCGACGACGAGGGCUACAAGAAGAUCAUCCGAGAUCGUCUCGACCAGGAUGACUUUGUUGUCGAUGACAAUGGAGCCGGCUACGCGGACGACGGCCGGGAAGUAUGGAACGAAAACACCGUGGAGUACGACAGCGACGAGAGCGACGAAUUGCCCGCUCGAGGCAAAAAUGCCAAACGGAAACGCGCGGAGGAGGAACAGCGGAAGGAGAAGAUGAACAACGGUAUUACCAACUACUUCAACAAAGGCCAUGGCGCUGCAGCCGCUCCUAAGCCCAAGCCCGUUGCCAACGCCGAUGACAAGGCGUUCUUGGCCGGCCUACUCGAUGAAGUUGACACCAAUGUCGUAUCGAACCACGCCCCGACACGAAACAUUGUCAAGUCGGAGGCGCGACGCAAAGUCCGAGUUCUCUCCCCACCCUUGUCCGAAAGGCGGCGCCGGGAGAAAAUCACGCCAAAGGAAAACGAAAUGCCUAGCUCUCCCAUCAAGGACCAACCCACGCUUCCCUCGGAAGACUUCGACGACGGCCCGCUGCCCAUGAUGGACGAUGAAGAUGUUCCUAUGAGCGACAACCCCAUGCCCUCGUCACCAAUCAGCAAGGCAGCGGAACGCAAAAGUGCUAUGAAGAUCAAGGCCGAAGAAUCUGAGGAGGAAGACACCGACCUGAUGGAUGUUGCGGAAGCCACGGUUUCUGAGUCCAAGGCCGCGAAUGUUAACAUGACGGGGAGUCGGCCACCUCCAAAACUCAAGAAGGAGACUCUUCCGACGCCAGCAAGCUCUUCCCCGGUCAAAGCAUUGCCGGAGGUCAUGGAUGCUUCCUGGAACGAUGUCAGGAGCAAGUUGAACGUUCUCAGCAGCCCGACCAAGGAAAUGCAUAGCUUUGGCAAACUGCGCGCUCAGGAUGUCGUCGAAGAAGAUGGCAGCCUACGUAUGUUUUGGCUGGAUUAUACCGAGGUCAACGGAAGCCUGUGUCUGUUUGGAAAGGUGAAGAACAAGCAGAACGGCUCCUACGCUAGUGCUUUCGUCAAAGUCGACAAUAUUCUGCGAAAGCUGUAUUUCCUUCCUCGGGAGCAUCGGUACAAGCAUGGAAGACAGACCGAUGAUGAGGUUGACAUGCAAGACGUCUACCAGGAGGUUGACGAGAUGAUGACGAAGAUGCGAGUUGGCAUGCACAAGAUCAAGCCCUGUACGCGCAAAUACGCCUUUGAGAUGCCCGGCGUCCCCAAGGAAGCGGAAUACCUCAAGAUGUUAUAUCCCUACGACAAGCCUGCGCUGCCCAUGGACGUUAAGGGCGAGACGUUCUCGAAUGUCUUUGGCACCAACACCUCUCUGUUUGAGCAGUUUGUUCUCUGGAAGAACAUCAUGGGCCCCUGCUGGCUCAGAAUCGACGAGGCCGACUUCUCGGCGGUCAAUAAUGCAUCCUGGUGCAAGUUCGAGUGCCAGGCGGCCAAGCCAGCGCUCAUCAGCCCGGCUCCCGACACUGAGAACCUGGACGCUCCACCCUUGACCCUCAUGAGUCUUUCCUUCCGAACUCAACUCAACGUCAAGGAUAACAAGCAGGAGAUCUUGGUGGCGAGUGCCAGAGUGUACGAGAAUGUUUCUUUGACUGACACUACUCCUCCCGAGAAACUGCCUUGCAAGACCUUCACUGUCAUGCGUCCCUCGGGCGCAUCUUACCCGAUGCAUUUUGAAGCUGAGACGCGGAAGCAGCGAGGCACUUUCAUGUUGGAAAAGAGCGAACAAUUCCUGCUCAGCAAAUUCUUGGCGUUGUUCGAGAGAAUGGACCCUGAUGUUAUCAUGGGUCACCAGCUGCAGGAUGUCGAUCUCAGUAUUCUUCUGAACCGGAUGCGCGAGAAGAAGACCCCUGGAUGGCAUCGUAUCGGUCGACUCAAGCGAGGAGAUUGGCCCAAAAACUUCAAUAGGGGUGGUGGUUUCUUUGCGGAGAGGCAGCUGAUUGCCGGGCGACUGCUCUGUGAUGUCGGCAACGAUAUGGGCAAGUCCCUCAUGAUGAAAUGUCAAUCGUGGAGUCUGACAGAGAUGUGUCAACUUUAUCUCGGCGAGGGCAACGCGCGUCAGGAGUUGGACGUCGAAGCCGCAUUGAAGUCGUGGGCAACCACCAAGGAGGGUCUUAUGAAUUUCGUCAACCACUGCGAUACAGACACAUACUUCAUUGCUGCCCUGGUUCUCCGCCUGCAAAUGUUGCCUCUCACGAAGGUCCUCACUAACAUUGCCGGAAACUCCUGGGCACGCACACUCAGCGGCACUCGCGCCGAGCGUAACGAGUACAUUCUGUUGCACGAGUUCCAUCGGAAUAAGUAUAUCUGUCCGGACAAAUACUCCUCUCGCCUGCAGAAGCAAGAGGAGAAGAUGUUGGAAGGCGAUGACGACGAAUCGGUCGACAAGAAGAAGAAAGACAAGUACAAAGGUGGUCUCGUCUUCGAGCCAGAGAAAGGUCUUUACGACCGCUUCAUCCUGGUCAUGGAUUUCAACAGUUUGUAUCCCAGCAUCAUCCAGGAGUUUAAUAUCUGCUUUACGACUGUGGAUCGAACAGCCACGUCCGAGAAUGAGAACGAAGAAAAGGUGCCCGAUGUUCCCUCGUCUGAUGCAGAGCAGGGCGUCCUGCCUCGUCUAAUUGCGACUUUGGUCGGCCGUCGGCGCGAAGUGAAGAAGUUGAUGAAGGACAAGCGUGCCACUCCUGAGCAACUUGCUCUGUGGGAUACGAAGCAACUGGCCUUCAAGCUGACUGCUAACUCCAUGUAUGGAUGUUUGGGAUACACUCAGAGUCGCUUCUAUGCCCGACCCCUGGCCAUGCUCACCACUUUCAAGGGACGUGAGAUUUUGAGAAGCACCAAGGAUCUGGCAGAAAGCAAGCAGCUGAGAGUCAUCUACGGUGAUACUGAUUCCGUCAUGAUCAAUACCAACAUGGACACCAUCAGUGACGCUCUCAAGGUUGGUGAUGAGUUCAAAAAGUUGGUCAACGAACAGUACCGACUGCUGGAAAUUGACAUUGACAAUGUCUUCCGUCGACUGCUGUUACAUGCCAAGAAGAAGUACGCUGCCAUUAACCUGACCGAGGUGGAUGGCAAGUACGUUGAGAAACUGGAGGUUAAGGGUCUUGACAUGAAGCGACGUGAAUACUGUGCUCUUUCGAAGGAGGUGUCGUCAAGGCUUCUCAACGAGGUCUUGUCCGGCGAGGAUCAAGAAAUCGUCCUCAACAAGGUCCACGACUACCUGCGCGAGCUUGCGUGCAAGAUGAAGGAAUACGCGAUUCCUAUGCAGAAAUAUGUCAUCUACACGAAACUCUCCAAGCGGCCCGAAGAAUACCCUAACAAGGAGAGCAUGCCGCCGGCGCAGGUUGCGCUUCGUGACAUUGCCCGAGGCAAGAAUAUCCGGCCGAACGAUGUCAUUUCGUACAUCGUGACGACCGGUGACUCGGAAACCUCAUCUCUACCGCCGGCCAAGCGAUCCUACAGCCCACAAGACGUACUGAAGCAGGACUCCGGCCUCAAACCAGAUGUGGAGUUCUACCUGCUCAAACAGAUCUUCCCUCCCAUUGAGCGUCUCUGUGCUCCAAUUCCCGGCACUGACGCUGUCCGCCUGGCCGAGUGCUUGGGUCUCGAUGUUCGCAAGUACCAGAUCAACACAUCCACCACGAGCAACCAGCAAAACAGUGAGAUCUUCCCACUUGAGUCGCAGAUCCCGGACUCUGUCCGCUUCGCCAACUCUGCACGACUGACCUUGCGCUGCCGCUUCUGCAAGGAGCAAUCCGUGUUCGAGGGACUUGUGGAGUCGUCACAUAUGUGCUCGCCGCAAGGGAUCAUCUGUUCCAACGAGAGCUGCCAGAAACCAUUUGCGGUCCUGACCAUCAUCGCACAGCUCGAAAGCCAAAUCCGCGAACAAACCGCCCGGUACUACGAAGGCUGGCUGACUUGCGACGAUUCCGCAUGUGGCAACCGCACGCGGCAGAUCAGCGUGUACGGGCACCGGUGUCUCGGCCCCCGCGGGCGUGCCGAGGGUUGUCUCGGUCGGAUGUCGUACGAGUACUCUGAGAAGCAGAUGUACAGCCAGCUUCUGUACUUUGCCGGCCUCUGGGAUGUGGACAAGGCCAAGGCUGCGGCGGCGAAGGAAUCCGGCGAGAAGAAGGACAGCCUGGCUGCUCUGGUCGAGUUCAACCGCACGCGAUUCGGUACGAUCAAGACUGUCGCUGAUGGCUACUUGAAGAAAUGUGGCCGGCAAUGGGUGGAGAUGGACGGUCUGUUCCGCUUCAUGUUACAGUAA
Molecule: messenger RNA, 4392 nt
Organism: Penicillium riverlandense
Lineage: Eukaryota; Fungi; Ascomycota; Eurotiomycetes; Eurotiales; Aspergillaceae
Product: DNA-directed DNA polymerase alpha catalytic subunit POL1
Exons: 5
Coding region: 1-4392 (1463 amino acids)
Biological process (GO): leading strand elongation; lagging strand elongation; mitotic DNA replication initiation
Cellular component (GO): alpha DNA polymerase:primase complex
Molecular function (GO): chromatin binding; pyrimidine nucleotide binding; DNA-directed DNA polymerase activity
Source: RefSeq, a predicted model, not a curated record